This is a messenger RNA of Stegodyphus dumicola, 1725 nucleotides long. RefSeq lists its product as uncharacterized. The record is from RefSeq and is a predicted model, not a curated record. Lineage: Eukaryota; Metazoa; Arthropoda; Arachnida; Araneae; Eresidae.
AUGGAUUUAGGCCAGGAACUUCCACUUUACACGCUUUGCAUGAUAUCAAAGAGGCUAUCAUGGACAACAAAAUAUCACGGUAUCCAUACAGCACUCAUCAGCUUAGACCUGAAGAGUGCAUUUGACAACUUAUGGUGGCCAGCGAUCUUGCAGGCUCUAAGAAGUUCUGGCUGCCCAAGCAAUAUCUUUAAUACUAUAAAUCAUUAUCUACAGGAUCGAAGAAUAAUGAUUAUACAUUCAGCGGGAAUUAUUGAAAAGUCACAGACGAGAGGAUGCCCGCAGGGUUCCUGCGCAGGUCCUCAACUCUGGAAUUUAACCUUCAAUAAGCUACUCAAUGCUUCCUGGCCUGCGCAUACGAACAUUUUUGCCUAUGCCGAUGACGCGGCCUUGGUUGUCAAGGGACAUUCUCGUGAAGAAUUGCAAAAGAACUGCAAUGAGGCCUGUCAAAUUUUCCAGCGAAAUUGUGACGAACUGAAAUUAGUCAUAGCAGAAAAUAAGUGUCAAAUUUUACUGGUGCCUAAGAAGGGAGGCUCUUUGGCAAGGAGACCGCGUAUUGUACUCAAUGGUCAGAGGCUCAAAAUUGUAAAAGAAUUAAAAUAUCUUGGUGUUACCUUUGAUGAAAAACUUACGUGGAUUCCUCAUGUUCUCUCUAUUAAAAAGCGUACCCUGGCCAUCGCCAAACAACUAAGACAAUUUUAUGGAUACAAGUGGGGUUUGAACCACCACAUUCAAAAGAUCUUAUACACAACGGUUGUAGAAAAGUUAGUAACUUAUGCAGCAGCAAUUUGGGCUCUCCCUAUGCAGAGGAGAAAAAUCAAGCAUCUCUCUACUAUUCAGCGCCCUUUUGCCUUAGGAAUAACUCGGGCAUAUAUUACUACUUCCACUGAUGCAAUAAAUGUCUUGGCUGGUUUGCUCCCACUGCAUAUUAGAACUGAGGAGGAAGCAGCACGACAAAUGUUAAUACAGCUACACAAGCCAAUAGCAUUUGCUGAAGAAAAUUUUACUUCGGAGGAAUAUGAAACCAAACUAACAUCUGACAGCAUUCACCCUGCGGAUUAUGGUGUUGGCAUUAGACUACAUGUCCCGCCUACAGAAUACCGUAGCCCCUCGAGUAUAGUAAUUUAUACGGAUGGAUCUAAAAUUGAAGGAAAUGUGGGGAGCGCAUUUGCUGUCUUACAAAAAAAUAGUGUCAUUGCACAAUGGAAGGGCCAUUUGGCUAACAAUAACAGUGUCUUUCAAGGGGAAGCAGUAGCAAUAGCGCAAGCUAUUCGCUACUUGCUAACCCACCAAAUCCUAAAGGCUACUAUAAAGUCUGAUAGCCUUUCAGCUAUUUAUGCGAUUAGUAAUCCAGAACACCCAUCCAAAAUCAUUAGAGAUAUUCAACAAGACCUUAGAAAACAUCAACGCCAUGACAUCCACUUAGCUUGGAUAAAGGCACAUAUGGGUGAAUAUGGAAACGAAGUUGCAGAUACUCUCGCCAAGGAGGCCGCUUUUGGAAUUGCUGCUGAACAAAUUCACAUACCUUGGCCGCAUUCACAUUUGAAAUCUGCAUUACGUCUCAAAGCAAUCAGUAAGUGGCAAGAAGAAUGGGAUUAUAGUACCACUGGUCGUCGUACUUAUUACCAUAUUUCUUACGUUACACAAGAUAGAUGCUGUGGAAAUCCCCAUCUGACACGUUAUAUUUCAGGGCAUGGCCCUUUUCCUCUUUAUUUUGAGAGAUUUUAA